This is a messenger RNA of Lutzomyia longipalpis, 696 nucleotides long. RefSeq names its product trypsin-1-like. Gene Ontology annotation, molecular function: serine-type endopeptidase activity. Gene Ontology annotation, biological process: proteolysis. The transcript is spliced from 2 exons. NCBI's taxonomy places the organism in Eukaryota, Metazoa, Arthropoda, Insecta, Diptera, Psychodidae. The record is from RefSeq and is a predicted model, not a curated record. Bases 1 to 696 code for a protein of 231 amino acids.
AUGCUUCAUUUAAAGUUCUUCUGCAUCCUUUUCGCCUUGUUGGGCCUUCAUGGUGAAAGGAAUGUUGAAGGCAGUCCAGUUGCAGCAACUCAGUUUCCCUUCGUAGCAUCUCUGAGAUCUGCAGCAGCUGCACAAUUUUGCUCCAGCUCCAUUGUGUCCGAUCGAUGGGUCCUUACAACAGCGCAUUGCAUCGCAGGACGAACUCCUGAGAAUACGAGAGUUUGGGUGGGAAUUGAAGACCCCAGUGGCCAUAUCAACCACAUCACAGUUGUCCUAGUUUUGCACCCAGCAUAUCAACCGUCUAUCCUCAUCAAUGAUAUUGGCCUUAUUCAAACUAGAGAUCAAAUCGUCUUCAAUGACUUCGCUCAACCCAUUGCACUUGGAACAGAAGAAAUUCCCGGUGGUGUAUCGGCUGUAAAAGUUGGAGCAGCCUUUGAUGGAGCCCGCUGGGAGUUUUCAUCAACUAUAACUAAUUCAGAAUGCCUCCAAACCGCCGGUUCAGGUCAACCGAUUUUUGAUUCAACUGUCUGUUCGAUGAGGUACGAAGAGGAUAAUUUUAUCUUGACUGGAAGUGUUUUGGUUGUUGGCAAUAAGGUUGUUGGUGUCUUUACGUGGAGAAUCCCAAGACCAUGGACUCCGGAUAUAAACUCCAGAAUUUCCACAUUCCACGAAUGGAUUCAGUCAGUUAUUCAGUAA